This is a messenger RNA of Aspergillus calidoustus, 549 nucleotides long. NCBI's taxonomy places the organism in Eukaryota, Fungi, Ascomycota, Eurotiomycetes, Eurotiales, Aspergillaceae. The record is from the annotation of a GenBank genome assembly.
AUGCGCUUCUCACUUACCCUCUUCAUCCUGACGGCUGUGACAGCUGUCCAGGCCCUCGUUAUUCCCCGAGAUGCCGCGCCCAUCCUUUCUGCCCUCGACACAAUCACAAACCAACUCCACACUGUCGGCGACCUAGUUGAGGUCUUCACCGGCGGCUUCAAUGGCACCUUCGCCGCGCUGAAAAUCCAAGGCGAGACCGGCGAGCUCGGAACGGCGAUAAACAAGGGGGUCACCGCGAUAAAAAACAUCCAACCGUUGAACGAGGCCGACUCGGCGCAAGUUGUCAAUGUCGUCGUCGCACUCCAAUCCGACAUUUACGGCCUCCUCGAUCUCCUCGUGCAGAAGAAGCCAGCGUUCGACAAAGCGAUUUUCGGUAUCGGUUCAGCCAGCUUUCUCGUCAAGAUUGACCUGCAAAAUCUGCGCAAAAGCACCGCGCAGCUGGGAGACGCGAUUACCUCGAAGCUAGUGGAUGAAUUUCAGCGCUUAGCGCCGUUGAUUACGUCCAGUAUUGAUUUUCACUUUUCGCAGGCUCUUGAUGUGUAUGCUUGA